This is a messenger RNA of Magnolia sinica, 1107 nucleotides long. Its product is annotated as DNA repair protein RAD51 homolog B-like. The record is from RefSeq and is a predicted model, not a curated record. The coding region runs from base 42 to 575 and encodes 177 amino acids. NCBI's taxonomy places the organism in Eukaryota, Viridiplantae, Streptophyta, Magnoliopsida, Magnoliales, Magnoliaceae. The transcript has 2 exons.
CAACUCCAGUUUUGAAUGGGGAAAUCGGUGGGUUCUCAGGGAUGCUGAAAUUGAGUAUACCUUGUAAAAAAGGUUCUUUGGACAUUCACAAGGUGGAUGCAGAUCUUACUAUCAAUCCUGUGGUAUUAAGGCUUCAGCCCAGCACCAUAAAUUGGAUCAUAAUCUCAUGGGAAUGUCUCAAGCAUGUGGGUAUUGAUGGAAGAAGUGAUAUGCAUCACCAAGUUGCGGAGUCUGUCUGCCUUAAUUCUGCAUCUUGCUACCAUUCUUUUACCUUGGAUUCUGAUGUAACAGUGACAUCAAGCAGUGAGAAAUUGACAGCAGGCAUAUGUUCUCUCAGUCAGGAAACAACAGUAGAUGCUUCAUUGCCAGGCCCACGUGUGAUCUCUAACUGGAUGCUGCUAUUGAUCAGCAAAAACCAUGGAGCUGAGGCAGAAGCAGAUUACUCUGCAAGGUUUGGAUUGAACGGUGCUGAUGUUUUGGAGAAUGUAGCUUAUGCUAGAGUUUAUAACACUGAUCAUCAGUCACGCCUUUCGCUAGAAGCAGCUUCGAUGAUGGUGGAAAGCAGGUAUCUUUGAAAUUUUAAAUGGUCUAUAUUUCCUGUGCUCGGUGAUCGCUGUUCGUCUACCUAAUCUUAACAGAUUUUUUGGCAUGCCCAUGAUCAUGAAGAUUUAUUGUGUAUUUUACAUGUUUGAAUAACUAUACUGGCAAAAAUCAGGAACAUUUCAAAAGGAAUAACUUGCAUAGUAUUUGGAUAUGUUUGUGGGAUCUUAAUCAAGUUCUCACAAGACAUGAUUUUGAUGCAAGCGCUUUGUUAAGCCCACGUCUCUAGAGGGUAGACCAUCUACACUACCAGAUUAAAUAGCAUGGCAUGCGUGGUGAGAUCCAAGCCAUCCAUCAUGUGGGCACCACUAUGUAAAUGCCCUUGCCGAAAAAUCAGGUUAGUCUACUGGUAAAGUGGGUUACAGUUUAUAUGAACAAAGGAUGCUAAAAGACUUGGUAAAGUUUUGCUAAAGUGCCAAUUUGUUUCUAACCUUUUUAUGCAGCGAUGAAUCGACCAGACUAAUUUCUAACCUUUCAACUUCACCUAAUGCAGCUUUCUAAUAAUUC